ACCAAAAAAGCUGAAACAAUAAUACAAUGAAUGAAUACAUCUGUAGGUAUUAUUGAGAUGUAGCUAUUGUACCAUUUUACUGUAUUUCUUCUGUAUAUAUGUGUGUGAAUGUGUGCUUUUUCCUUUUUUUUUUAUCUGUCUACUUAUUUUGGCUAACCCAUUUGAAAGUAAGUCAUAAAAAGCAUUACUCCUAAAAUUUAAUACUCAUCUCCUUAGAAGACCACUUUUCUACAUAAACAUAAUUUCUUCAUGAUACCUGAGGAACCUAAGAAAAAAGUAGCUUGAGACUUUUCUAAAAGAAGAAAAUGAGUGCGGAAUGAGGCCAAAUGGAGUAGUCAGGUAAAACACAUGUUAUUUAAAGACAUGAAUAGAUUGGAAUAGACUUUUAGGCUCUUAUGUCAAAGUUCAAACAUGCUUCAAAUAUUUACAUGAUAAUAUAUAGCAAAAAUCCAUAAUCAAUAAUAGUUACAGAUUAAAAUCUUUAACUUUUAAAAGAAAGAGGUUUUUUGUAGUUUUUACAGAUUUUUACUGUGAUGCCUCAAUUUUGUUCCUAAAACAUUUUCAUUGACUGCUACUCAUCAAGUACUGAGGACAAAAAGAAUAGUUGUUUAAAAAUUUCUGACUUUCAAAUGGGCUUUGGAAAAAGUUCAAUAUGGUAAAAUAUUUUAUUCUUGGAGUCUUUUCUUCAUUUAUAAAGUUUCAAAUAUAAUCUCUGUUUUAGGAAAAGGAGCAAAAGUGACACAAAAUGUACUGCAGCAGUAUUACUGUUUAUGAUAUGAAAUUUUGUAAAAGCAAUGUUGAAAUUUUCCAAAUAGUUGAGGAGACAUUCACAGAAAGACAUACUCAGAAAGAGGAAGACAUGUUUAGAAAGUAGAAAGGCAGCAAAAGAAAAUGAGAUCAGCUUUUAAAAGGUUUCACAUUUUUAGUUGUAAUUUUACAUUAUGUGAAAUUUGUAUUGUGUUUCAGCAUUUUUGAGAAAUGUUUUACAUAUUUACGAACAAAUAUAUAGAAAAAGCAGUGUCCACUUUAGUAAGAUGUGAAGACAUCAUAAAGAAUUUAAAGGUCAACUUAUUCUCUAGAUAUGGUGGUAAAACGUUAUAAGGAUUUGUAAGGGAGAAUUGGAUUAAUUUACAUGUGACAAAUUAUAUGUAAUUAUAUAUAUUUGCACAUAUAUGUAGAUAUGUUUCCAUGUGUGUGUAAUUAUACAUGCAAAUAUAUGUAAUGUAUGGACCCCUGAACUUUAUAUUUUCCUCUUUAGGGAAUUAGAAAGGCAGUGGAGGCCUAUGUCCAUAUAAAUAUACACUUAAGCCUAUUAUAAUUGAGACUACAGAUCAUACUAUAUGAGAGAAUUUAGAUUACCUUCAUGAAAUUAUUUUUUAAAAAUUAUCAAUACUAUAGUGAAGGAUAAAAGACAUGGUCACCAAACAGGAACAAUGGCUUACUUUAGUAUUGUAGAUUUAGUCAUGGACAACAUAUGCCCACAAAAUUCACAUAUUUGGGCUGCUUGUUUUCACAGUGAUAGUUGCAGUGUAUGCAAAUACAGCCUAAGACUGCUGACACACAUCUUCAAAUGCUUUCAAUCAUAGCAUUCUUCCAUUCUAUGUCAUGCAAAUGUGAAUGAAUUUCUGUACUAGUCUUCCCUUAAUAGUGAUUAAGGAAUGCUUUGAAAGCAAAAUAAACUUUUCAAGUUCUUCCUGAAAUGAUUGAGGAGUAUUUUCCAUUUGGUGGGUUUAAUAACACCACUCUUAAAAUCACUGAGAAAAUGAUCAAGAAUGCCUCUGGACUGCAGUUAAUCUCAAAGCAGAUUUGGAACUUUGUGAGUUUGUGGUGUUGGAUGUGGCACUUCGAGUAAGCAAUUGCCAUAAACUCAAGUGGCUGUCAUUUCUUCUGUAGUAUUUGUACACAGUGUAAUAUGAUUUGAUAGCAUUGAUACUGGUGGAAUGGAGAUGUCACUGAUCCCUGCAUAUAAAUCUUGACAUCCUCCAUGUUUUUACAGAAAAACUUAUUUCAAAUCAUCCCCUCUAUUGCAGCAGACUAAAUCUUGAAUUGCUUUUCAUUUAUACCAUUUAAAUCUUGACAGUUUAUCAGAGUACGCAUGUGAGAAUCAGUAAAAGAUGCAGACACUGUUGGUGUAUUUUGUUCUUAUAACCUUGAUCAUUGAUUACUCCGCAUAUUGGAUAUUUUGUAAGCUGCAUGGUGACUAAGAAGGCAUGUGGGGAACUUAAAAAAUAUAUUGCAAGUGCUAUUAGAGUUCAACAAACAUUUAAGGUUAAAUACAACCCACAAUUUUAUUUUGUUCUUAAAAUAGCAGUCUCAAAAGUAUCUGUUGGUUAGUUAACUGACUCCUGCAAAUAAAGUGCUCACUCAAAUGAAUUUAAUUGACUGUUGCCUAAGUGUUAAGCUGUCUUAAAGUACUCAUCACAUAAAAGUGUUUUUAAAUACCCCUGAGUAGGAAGUCUGUUGAAAGCAAAAGAAUGGAAGCUGGUAUAUUCACAAGGGGUGGGUAUCAUUGCAGGAGAUCAGGAUAGGGAGGUGUUUGCCUGGUGACAGCAACAGAGGAGAAGGUUUAAGGAUGAAGUAUGGAGAAUUAAAUGAAAGGGGCAGGCUGGAACCUAGGGUGAAGUGGGAGAGCUUACAAAAGAUUGAACAGAGAUGUGGAAGGAUCUCUAGUGCAGCAGGAUGUCAUGGAAAUUGAGGAAGCAGUUCAGGAAAAGGGAGAGGUGGAAGAAGAGGAUGUCUGAGGAAAAGCCACUGAGGCUUGUGAGUAGGAAGCCUUGAAUUACUGGAAUGUAGGGCUUUAAGGGGGGAAGAAAAUACAUUGAGGUCCGUAAUACUUUGAUAAAACUGAAUUAUACUUACUGACAUGUACACAUGUAUACAGUUGACCCUAGCACAAUAUGGGUGUUAGUGUUACUGAACGGACAGUUCAGUAAAUGAACCGUUUGCUUUCCUGGUGCAGUAAAGCCAAACAUCCACACCAAGGCUUUGCAGUGGGAGAAAGGAGAGUGUUUAUUUGCAGGCAGCCAAGCAAGGAGAAUUGGUCAGCUCACACUUAAGACCUGAUCUCCUCAGUGGCUUAUAAGCAAGAGUUUUUAAAGGUAGUGAUAAGUUUCAGAAAAGCAGAAGUUAAAGGCCAGAUCGUAAGUCAGCACAUGCAGGUUAUACAUUGGUUUGGCCUAAAAAGGUGGGUAUCUUGAAGCAAGAGGAGAGGGAGGUUACAGGUCCCUCUCCUAGAUGGAUUCUGGCUCUCUAAUUUGAGUUUGGUUAAGAAAGUGAAGCUUUGUCUAAAAACUUGGAGUCAGGAGAAAGGACUGUUAAGGUCUGGCCUGUGGGCAUGACUUCCUCUGGGGCCCUCAGGAAGAAAUUUAGAAGCAGGAACUGUGGCCAGGGUUCAGUCCUCAUUUCCCCCUUAUCUGAGGUCUAUAGGCCAGAGGUUCCAUUUGGUAAAGGUCCCUUUUACUGAAAAACAGCUCAGGGAUAUAUAUUAACAUGUUGUCUUUAGUUUCUAGAGGAGCCAGACAUCUUGUGACUCCAACUUCCUUGGAUAUUGUUUUAAGCUAUUACUAUGUUCUUACUUACCAAGUUGCUCAUUUACUUAUCAGGGCUAGCUCAGCGCCUGGAAUUUCCGUUGAAGGAACUCAAGAUUUUUCUUUACUUCUAUGCUUGGGAAGGCCUGGCAGGCCCCUAAGAAGGAUCUCUGCCCCAUCUCAAUAGGUGAGCUUCUCUUACAAGGCCCUGUAUUUAUCAAAGAACCCAGCAACAGCAUUUUCCCUGUUGGUUCAGAAGAUAAAAAAAUAACUUUGCAUUGUGAAGCAAGAGGCAAUCCAUCACCUCAUUACAGAUGGCAGCUGAAUGGAAGUGAUAUUGAUAUGAGUAUGGAACAUCGUUAUAAGUUGAAUGGAGGAAAUCUUGUGGUUAUUAAUCCCAACAGAAAUUGGGAUACAGGAACUUACCAAUGUUUUGCAACAAAUUCACUUGGAACAAUUGUCAGCAGAGAAGCCAAACUUCAGUUUGCCUAUCUUGAAAAUUUUAAAACCAAAAUGAGGAGUACAGUGUCUGUGCGUGAAGGCCAGGGAGUUGUGCUGCUCUGCGGCCCCCCACCACACUCUGGAGAACUGUCAUAUGCUUGGAUCUUCAAUGAAUACCCAUCGUUUGUUGAAGAAGAUAGUCGGAGAUUUGUCUCCCAGGAGACAGGGCACCUCUACAUAUCUAAGGUGGAGCCGUCUGAUGUGGGAAAUUACACAUGUGUGGUGACAAGUAUGGUGACAAAUGCCCGAGUGCUGGGCUCUCCAACUCCUUUGGUGCUACGUUCUGAUGGUGUGAUGGGUGAAUAUGAACCUAAAAUAGAAGUUCAGUUUCCAGAAACUCUUCCAGCAGCUAAAGGUUCGACUGUGAAAUUGGAAUGUUUUGCCCUUGGAAAUCCCAUACCUCAGAUUAAUUGGAGAAGAAGUGAUGGGCUGCCAUUUUCCAGCAAAAUUAAAUUAAGGAAGUUCAGUGGUGUGCUUGAAAUCCCCAACUUCCAACAGGAAGAUGCAGGUUCCUAUGAAUGCAUUGCUGAGAAUUCACGAGGAAAAAAUGUUGCCAGAGGGCGUCUCACUUACUAUGCAAAGCCCCAUUGGGUUCAACUCAUAAAGGAUGUGGAAAUAGCCGUGGAGGACAGUCUUUAUUGGGAAUGCAGGGCAAGCGGCAAGCCCAAGCCUUCCUACCGAUGGCUGAAAAAUGGAGCAGCCCUGGUGCUAGAGGAGAGAACACAGAUAGAAAAUGGUGCCCUUACAAUAUCAAACCUAAGUGUGACUGAUUCUGGCAUGUUCCAAUGCAUAGCAGAAAACAAACAUGGCCUUGUUUAUUCCAGUGCUGAGCUCAAAGUUGUUGCUUCUGCUCCAGAUUUUUCAAAGAAUCCAAUGAAGAAGUUGGUUCAGGUGCAGGUGGGCAGCCUGGUCAGCUUGGAUUGUAAACCCAGAGCCUCCCCAAGGGCACUCUCUUCCUGGAAGAAGGGGGAUGUGAGCGUGCAGGAGCAUGAAAGAAUUUCUUUGUUAAACGAUGGAGGACUCAAAAUAGCCAAUGUGACUAAAGCUGAUGCUGGAACUUACACCUGCAUGGCAGAAAACCAGUUUGGGAAAGCAAAUGGCACAACACAUUUGGUUGUUACGGAACCAACAAGAAUAACUUUGGCACCAUCUAACAUGGAUGUUUCUGUUGGUGAAAGCGUCAUAUUGCCCUGCCAGGUACAACAUGACCCGCUGUUAGACAUCAUCUUUACCUGGUAUUUCAAUGGGGCCCUUGCAGAUUUUAAGAAAGAUGGAUCUCACUUUGAGAAAGUUGGUGGGAGUUCAUCUGGUGAUUUAAUGAUCAGAAACAUUCAGCUGAAACACAGUGGGAAAUAUGUUUGUAUGGUGCAAACGGGGGUGGACAGUGUUUCAUCUGCUGCUGACCUCAUAGUAAGAGGUUCACCUGGACCACCAGAAAAUGUGAAGGUAGAUGAAAUUACAGACACAACAGCCCAACUCUCUUGGAAAGAAGGUAAAGACAACCAUAGCCCAGUUAUAUCCUAUUCUAUCCAGGCUCGGACACCUUUCUCCGUGGGUUGGCAAACCGUCACAACAGUGCCUGAGGUCAUCGAUGGGAAGACGCACACAGCCACUGUAGUUGAGUUAAACCCAUGGGUGGAAUAUGAAUUUCGGGUUGUAGCCAGUAACAAAAUUGGAGGUGGAGAACCAAGUUUACCCUCAGAAAAAGUAAGAACUGAAGAGGCAGUUCCAGAAGUGCCUCCUUCUGAAGUCAAUGGAGGAGGCGGAAGCCGGUCUGAACUUGUGAUAACCUGGGAUCCAGUCCCUGAAGAACUACAGAAUGGUGAAGGUUUUGGGUAUGUUGUUGCUUUCCGCCCUCUUGGGGUUACCACCUGGAUCCAGACAGUGGUGACAUCCCCUGACACCCCAAGAUAUGUCUUUAGGAAUGAAAGCAUCGUGCCAUAUUCACCAUAUGAAGUUAAAGUGGGUGUUUAUAAUAACAAAGGUGAAGGACCAUUUAGCCCAGUGACAACAGUGUUCUCUGCAGAAGAAGAGCCUACAGUGGCCCCAUCUCAAGUCUCUGCAAAUAGCCUAUCUUCCUCAGAAAUUGAGGUUUCAUGGAACACCAUUCCUUGGAAGUUGAGCAAUGGACAUUUACUGGGCUAUGAGGUGCGGUACUGGAAUGGGGGUGGAAAGGAGGAAUCAUCCAGUAAGAUGAAAGUGGCAGGAAAUGAGACAUCAGCCAGACUACGGGGCCUGAAGAGCAACCUGGCCUAUUACACGGCUGUCCGGGCUUACAACAGUGCCGGCGCUGGGCCUUUUAGCGCCACAGUUAAUGUAACCACCAAGAAAACGCCUCCCAGUCAGCCACCAGGAAAUGUUGUUUGGAAUGCCACAGACACUAAAGUGUUACUUAAUUGGGAGCAAGUUAAAGCCAUGGAGAAUGAGUCAGAAGUAACAGGAUAUAAAGUUUUCUAUAGGACUAGCAGUCAAAAUAACGUACAAGUACUGAACACAAAUAAAACUUCAGCUGAACUUGUGCUGCCCAUUAAAGAGGACUACAUUAUUGAAGUCAAGGCCACAACAGAUGGAGGGGAUGGGACCAGUAGUGAACAGAUCAGGAUUCCACGAAUAACCAGUAUGGAUGCAAGAGGAUCCACUUCAGCCAUCUCGAAUGUCCACCCUAUGUCAAGUUAUAUGCCUAUAGUACUGUUCUUAAUUGUAUAUGUCCUGUGGUGAUAUUAACUCCUUUUUAUUAUUUAUUGGAAAGUUAUUUGGUUACCAAAAAAAGUGCUUUCAUGAAAUGCAGUGAUUAUGCAUGUUUUUUUCAACUCUUAUUUUUAACUUUCUACUUCAUUAUAGGUAAAUAUGAAUAUAAUUAAAAAAACAGUAAAUCCUUUUAGGGGAAUCUGAAAUGCCUUAAUAUUAACUUGAUAAACCAAAGGAAUUUACAUAUUACAUACUUCAGACUUUUGAUAUAAAUGUUCUUAAACUAUGAGUUUAAGCACUGCCUAUGGAUAAAGACUCACACACUCUCACAUGUACACACACACGCAUGAGAAUUUCUUUUUACAUUGAAAAACUCUUUCAUUUAAUUCAAAUGCUAUUUUCCCAUUAUAAUAGCAUUAUUUGGAAGACUUAACCAGUAUCAAUUUGAAAUGCUGAUUUAAGUCCCCAAGGAUGAAAAAUACAUUUUAAAAAUUAUUUUGUUGGAGAGGAGUGGCAUGUGAUUCAAAAGAGCAUUGUUGGAAAAUGCUACUGUGGGGCUUAGAAGAAUGAUGUUUGGUUUGGUAUGCUGCUAACUAGUUGUAAGACUUUACAAAUCACUUUGCCAUCUGUACCUCUCAAUUAUUCCUCUAUAAAAUAUGGAGAUAAUAAUACCUAUCUGAUCAGACUUUGCCCCAUGAAUUAGUUUUUAAAAGAUAAAGACUGAAGUAUGAAAGUGCUUUUGUCACCCCAAAUGCAAUUGACCCAUGCAAAAUAUUAGCAUGAAUUUAUUUAAUCACAUAAAAGUCAUGAAGACCAGCCAGAUUUUCAAGCUUCAUUCUGUUUCAUUCAGUUAUAUUCCAAAAUUCAAAUGAUCACAUUUUAUUCUUUCUCAAAAAAAAAAAGUUUUUUUAAAUUAAAAAAGGAAUUGUUUCCUUCACAGCUAUGAAUAAGCUUUCAGGUUUUAUUAAAACCUAGAGGAAAAAAUCAGGAAUGACCUGAAUCUCAACCCAAAUAUUAAACAAAAUCCACAUAAUCCCUCAUUUCAAUUUCCAAUUCCAUUAAGGGACCCUCUCUUUUUGGAUGGCAGAGAUGGUUUUUUAAUGAAAUCCCACCAUCUAUCUGAGUGAGUCUGGCAGGCUUUUUAGUUCCUGAGUUAAAUUUGUAAUAGAACCAAGGCAAUGCUGCUGACUUUGAUAUGUAUGACUCAGUCUUUCAAUAUGUGGUUUUCAAAAAAUUGUUGAAGACGUGACUUCAUAGCAAUAUAUAGAGAAUAAAUUAAAAUCAGCAGAUUGAGUUUUCAACAUUGCAAAAUCAGUUUUUUACCUCUUUCCUACCAAUUUCACAUUUUGCAGAAACUUGUUCACAUUUCCAACAAUAUCAGAAUUAGAAAACAGUUCAGAUAACAAGAAAGAUUAAAAAUUAGGGAAAUUCUGAUAUCACCAUAAAGCACUAUUUUACAUUUAGAGAUUACAUUUAAGAUAAAGUCAUCAUACACAAAAACAAUAAAUAUUUAUAACUUUCUCUAUAAGGUCCGCAUAUACUGUAUAUAUUGAAACAAUCUGAAUGACUAGUAGAUUUCAUAUGACCAUUGUUAUUUCCACUUUCUCCAAUACUUGUAUUUUAUGCUACAUGUAAUGAAGUUGGACCUUUUUAUUAUUUAGUAAUUCCUAUAUGUUCCUAUACUUUUCAUUUUCAAGAUGAUUGCUCUAUUGUUUCAUGUUGUUUCUAGCAAUAUAUCUCCAUGAGAUAUGCACUUUGUUUCAUAUUGAAAAGUAUAAAAUUUAUCUUUCAAUUCCUGUGUGUGUAUCCUAUGGUUAUCUGUAUGUAUUAUUUUCUAUUCUAAUAAAAUUUAUAACAAGCAAA
This is a messenger RNA of Homo sapiens (human), 8579 nucleotides long. It is a transcript of the gene CNTN3, whose product is annotated as contactin 3. Lineage: Eukaryota; Metazoa; Chordata; Mammalia; Primates; Hominidae. Gene Ontology annotation, cellular component: plasma membrane. Bases 3660 to 6746 code for a protein of 1028 amino acids. The record is from RefSeq and is a predicted model, not a curated record. The transcript is spliced from 22 exons.